This is a messenger RNA of Hipposideros armiger (great roundleaf bat), 2831 nucleotides long. It is a transcript of the gene TMC6, whose product is annotated as transmembrane channel like 6. The coding region runs from base 192 to 2612 and encodes 806 amino acids. Gene Ontology annotation, cellular component: plasma membrane. NCBI's taxonomy places the organism in Eukaryota, Metazoa, Chordata, Mammalia, Chiroptera, Hipposideridae. Gene Ontology annotation, molecular function: mechanosensitive monoatomic ion channel activity. The record is from RefSeq and is a predicted model, not a curated record. The transcript has 21 exons.
CUCCCCCUGGUGGUGGAGCCCAGACCACAGUUCCUGGUGGCCUCUUCCAGGGACAGGUGAGCCGCUGGAGGGCAUGCAGGGCCCCUCCUCCCUGGCACCUCCCAGAUGGGCAGCAGGAGGCUUCGAGGCUGCACACACCCAGGCUCUGAGCUGCUCUAGGUCUCCAGACCGGCUGGGCGCAGGCAGCAGACAUGGCCCAGUCGCUGUCCUUUGUCUUCAAUGUCCUCGACACCCCAGAGGACCAGGGCCAGGAGCCCAGCCCCUACGAUGAGAGCGAAAUGCACGACUCCUUCCACCAGCUCAUCCAGGAGCAGAGCCAGUGGGCGGCUGAGGAGGGGCUGGAGCUGCAGCAGAUGGGGUCAGGGACCUCAGGCAGUGACCACCAGGCCCUCCUGGGGCCCGAGGGUGCCCUGGCCCACAGCACGGCCACGCUCCGAAUCUUGGCCAGCAUGCCCAGUCGCACCAUUGGCCGCAGCCGAGGCGCCAUCAUCUCCCAGUACUACAGCCGCACGGUGGAGCUGCGCCGCAGAGCAAGCCGGCCUCAGCUCGGGGACCUGGGGCGCUUGGCCCGGCCCAGCCUUCGUCUGUACGACCUGGAGCUGGACUCCACGGCCCUUGAGGAGGAGGAGAAGCGGCUCCUCCUGGUGAAGGAGCUACAGGGCCUGACGGUGGCCCAGCGGGACCACAUGCUCCGGGCAAUGCCCCUGAGCCUUGCCGAGAAACGCUGCCUGCGAGAGGAGACCCGGAUCGCCAGGGGCCGGCAGGGCCAUCGCGGGCUCCCGUCCUGCUGUAGCCGGCUCCGAUAUGCCUGUGUCCUGGCCUUGCACGACCUGGGGCUGGGGCUGCUCUCUGCGCUGCACGUCCUGACGCCGUGGCGCUACGCCCUGAAGCGGAUCGGGGGCCAGUUCGGCUCCAGCGUCCUGUCCUACUUCCUCUUCCUCAAGACCCUGCUGGCUUUCAACGUGGUCCUGCUUCUGCCCCUGUUGGCCUUCACCGUGGGCGUGCAGGCCGCCUUCCCGCCGGAGCCCCUGGGCUCUGUCCCCGCCUUCACCGGCCUGGAGCUCCUCACCGGCGGGGGCCGCUUCACCGACACCGUCAUGUACUACGGCUAUUACAGCAACGCCACCCUGAACCAGCUGUGCGCUGCUCCGCCGGACGGCGGCCCGUGCAUCCCUGAGGCCGGCGGCCUGCCCUACAACAUGCCCCUGGCCUACCUUUUCACCAUGGGCGCAGCCUUCUUUAUCACCUGCAUCACCCUGGUGUACAGCAUGUCCCACUCUUUUGGGGAGAGCUACCGGGUGGGCAGCACCUCAGGGGCCCAUGCCAUCACUAUCUUCUGCUCCUGGGACCACAAGGUGACUCAGAAAUGGGCCUCCUGCCUUCAGCAUGACAACAUCCGCACCCGGCUCAAGGAGCUGCUGGCCGAGUGGAGGCUGCGGCGGGGCCCCCGGAGUGUGUGCGGGCGGCUGAAGCAGGUGGCUGUGCUGGGGCUCGUGUGGCUGCUGUGCCUGGGGAUCACACUGGGGUGCACGGUGGCCGUCUACACCUUCUCUGAGUUCAUGAUCGAGAGUCCUGUGCCUGCUGAGCCUGAGGGGGCGCUGCUGGCCCUGCCCCUGGUGGUCUGCCUCCUCAACCUGGUGGCCCCCUACCUGUACCGUUGCCUGGCCGCCCUGGAGCGGCACGACUCCCCUGAGCUGGAGGUAUACGUGGCCAUCUGCAGGAACCUCAUCCUGAAGACGGUCAUCUUGGGGAUCCUUUGCUACCACUGGCUGGGCCGCAGGGUGGGCGCCCUGAAGGACCAGUGCUGGGAGAACUUUGUGGGUCAGGAGCUGUAUCGGCUCAUGAUGAUGGACUUCAUCUUCACGCUGCUGGACACCGUCUUUGGGGAGCUGGUGUGGAGGCUCGUCUCUGAGAAGCGCAGGCGGGGGAGGCCUGAGUUCGACAUCGCCCGGAACGUUCUGGAGCUGAUUUAUGGGCAGACCCUGACCUGGCCCUCCUCUCCACCCCUCCCCAGGCUGGGGGUCCUCUUUUCGCCCCUCCUCCCUGCCAUGCAGAUCAUCAAGCUGGUGCUGCUCUUCUACGUGAAGAAGAUGAGCCUGAUGGCCAACUGCCAGGCCCCACGCAGGCCCUGGUUGGCUUCCCGCAUGAGCACCGUCUUCAUCUCGCUGCUGUGCUUCCCCUCCUUCCUGGGCGCCGCCGUCUUCCUCUGCUACGCCAUCUGGCAGGUGAAGCCCUCCAGCCUCUGUGGCCCCUUCCGGACCCUGGGUACCAUGUAUGAGGCGGGCAAGGUGUGGGUGCGCCGCCUGGAGAAGGGGGGCCCCGGGGUCUCCUGGCUGCCCUGGAUUCACCAGUACCUGGUGGAAAAGACCUUCCCCAUCUACCUGGUGUCGGCCCUGCUGCUGGCCGUGAUCUACCUCAACAUCCAGGUGGUGAAGGGCCAGCGGAAGGUCAUCUGCCUCCUCAAGGAGCAGAUCAGCAAUGAGGGGGAAGACAAAAUCUUCUUAAUCAACAAGCUUCACUCCGUCUACGAGAGGAAGGAGAAGAGCAGGGCUGGUAGAAUGCAGGAGGCUGCGCCGCCCCCCGCCCUGCUCACAGAGGAUCAGGACACCUGACAAGACGGUGAUGGGCCUGAUGGCUCAUCAGCUCGGCCUGCAUCACCCUCAGUUCCCACAGCCCUGCAGGCACAGACGCCGCCCUGGGCCUGUGCAGGCCCCCGUCUGGGUGAUGCCUCUGGGACACGGGGAGGGUGAUGAGACUACAGUCCCACUGAGGCUGGAGCUGGGACACCCCCACUGGGCCCUAUUUAUUCUGAUUAAAUAUGUUUUGCAAAA